Chroicocephalus ridibundus (black-headed gull) is the source of this 7740-nucleotide messenger RNA. It is a transcript of the gene USP19, whose product is annotated as ubiquitin specific peptidase 19. Gene Ontology annotation, molecular function: cysteine-type deubiquitinase activity. The record is from RefSeq and is a predicted model, not a curated record. The transcript is spliced from 27 exons. Lineage: Eukaryota; Metazoa; Chordata; Aves; Charadriiformes; Laridae. Gene Ontology annotation, biological process: protein deubiquitination. Bases 1135 to 5439 code for a protein of 1434 amino acids.
ACUCCAGAGGGAGAGGUAGACUCGGCGGAGCUGGGCUAGACCAAGAUGCCCUGUGUCCUCAGACGGGAGCAGGGCUGUGGGAUGGGGUGUGAAUCGGUGCACUAGGACCUGCUACUGGCACCUGGGGGUGGGUGGGAUCCAUGCAGCUGGAUGUACUCUCCUGCAGCAAACCCCAGCAGACCGGUGAACGCUACUGGGGUGAGGGCAAGGGAAAAAGCUUCCCAGCUCCCUGCUUUUGCCACCUUCACGGAGGCACCUCGAGCAGGACUGUCUUCAGCAGGUUGUUCGAGCUCCUCUAUGGAAGCCGUAACACCGGAGGGUGAAACUGAGACCAGCUCUUGGGCCAGGAGCUCCCAUACCCUGUCAGGGAGCUGGCUCUUCCUGGGAGGGCAAGUCUAAGGCGGUAGGGGGGAGCACCCUGCCCACCCUGCCCUCUCCCCGGGGCAGGCGGAGUAGAGGUAUCCUGUUUCCAGGCCAGGCCCCCGCUGGCGCUGUCUGUAAACCGGUGGAGAGAUGAAUAUGCAAGGUGCAGUCAUGCUGGUUAAGCUCCCAGCUGGUGGGCGGAGGGGGAGGAACUCUUUUCUUGCCAGGGAGCUCUGCUCUCAUCUGUCACGGGAGACUGUCCCAGGCCUGCUCCUGCUUCUCCCCUUUCUUCCUUCUUAGGGCGUUACUCGCUCCCGUUCCCGCCCUCUUACAUGGGACACUGUUUGACUGAAAUAGCUGCCGCCCCAAGCUGUGGGGCGGGCUGCCCCAGUUGACCCUGGAGGCUCGAUUUUGCAGACUGGGGCCUCCCCAUGUCCUCGCCCUCGGCUCUGCCUCUGGGUGUUCUUAGCGCCGGCGGCUCCUCUGGGCCAGUGUUGCUGUAGUGGGAGCCAUGAGCAUGACAAUUGCUUUCCAGGUUUUUAAUGAGUGCCACAUACGGAAGACCCCUGGUUGUAUCUUGGGAGCUCUGACAAGCCCAUGCUUUUGGCAGUAAGCGUUGUAACAGCUGUGAUGAGGCCACUAGUUCCUUGCCAGAGAGUUUGACCACAGAGAGUCGCCAAGAUAGCUGGGCCAGGAAGAAAACGUCGCACCCCUGACCCAGACUCCAUUACCGACCCCGGCGGGCCGUUUGUGUCCUCCAAACGGCAGAAAAUGUCCAGCAGCACCAAUGCCCCUGGCCAGAGGAGAGUGUCUCGGGGCUUGGAUGAUGCCGCCAACAAGAAGAAGCAGAAGGAUCGAGCCAACCAGGAGAGCAAGGAAGUGUCUCACCCUGAGCUCGAGCAGGCUGAGACUGCCCAGGAGAAGGACUCAGAGGAGGAGCUGCUGCUGGACUGGAAGCAGAACGCUGAUGAGAUCAUCGUCAAGCUGAACUUGGGCAGCGGAGCUCUGAAGGUGGAGGAUGUGGAUGCUGCUUUCACUGACACGGACUGUGUGGUCAAACUACCAGACGGGCGCCAGUGGAGCUGUCAGUUCUAUGAGGAGAUUGAGAGCUCCUGCAGCAAGGUCCAGUGCAAGAAGGGCAACUUUCUACAGCUUGUGCUUCAGAAGAAGAUCCCGCUGCAUACCUGGUCUUCGCUUCUGAAGAGAAGGAAAGACGGAUCCAAAGAGCUGACCAAAGGGGCUGCAUGCUGGGAGAACGGGAAGGAGAAGGCUGCUUCUGCAGAGCUGGCCCCUGAAGAGCUGAGGGCUGAAGGCACAGAGACACCGAGGUCCCGGCGGGAGCCUUCCAACCCCAAGCGCGCUCCGGGAAGAAGCGAGGCCCUGGGAGGGAAAAGCCCAGCCAGCCCAGGGACACAGAGCGGCCCCAGCGCCAAGCGGGCAGUAUACCUCAAAGUGGCUCCCACUGAAGAGGGGCCAAAUGCCAGAGUCACUGGGAGCAUGGAGCCCAGCAAAGGGCACAGCGGGAGGGCAGGCAGCCGCCGCAAUGGCAGAGCCAGCCAGGUCGAUGGGCCUACAGCCCUCACGGACCUCGCACCGCCACUGGAGAAGGCCGUGGUUUUGGCCAAAGAGACCGUUCCUGUGGAGAUGCCACCUCUCACAGCUACCACAGAGGUGUUCCCCCACCGUGUUGCCACCUGUGUGGAGAAGAGGGUCCUGCAGCCAGGCAGCCCUGCCGAGGCCUUGCGGGGCCGGGACUGUACACCUGUCCUGGGAGAGAGCUCUAAGGCUGUCCCAGUGGCCACCCCUCCCCUGGGCAGAGACAGUGAGAAGAGGGACUGGUCCAAGGAUGACGUGGCUCUGGAAGCAGCAGCUGAUGAGCCAGAGCCUGUUGUGAGCCUGACCUUUGUCAAGAAUGACUCAUACGAAAAGGGAAAUGACCUGGUGGUGGUGCACGUCUACGUGAAGGAGAUCCACAAGGAGACAUCCAAGGUGUUGUUCCGGGAGCAAGACUUCACGCUGCUGUUCCAGACGAGCGACACAAACUUCCUUCGCCUCCAUCCUGGCUGUGGGCCUCACACAGUGUUCCGGUGGCAGGUGAAACUCAGGAACCUUAUUGAUCCGGACCAGUGCACAUACAACUUCAUGGUGUCUCGCAUCGACGUCUGCCUGAAGAAACGCCAGAGCCAGCGCUGGGGGGGGCUGGAGGCUCCAGCCACACGAGGUGCAGUGGGUGGUGCAAAGGUUGCCAUGCCUACAGGCCCUACCCCUCUGGACAAGAACCCCCCUGGCAGUAACCAGCAUCCCCUGUCCAGCAAGGAGGAGGCCCGAGCCAGCGACAAAGAGAAACCGCGUGUGGAAGAUGGGAGUCUGGAUGGUGUGGCAGCUCGUACAGCCCCAGAGCAUGUGGCAGUGAAGCAAGAGCCCCACAUCCCCUCGCCCAAACCGACGUGCAUGGUGCCACCAAUGACACACAGCCCUGUGAGCACUGAGAGUGUGGAGGAUGAUGAGGAUGAGGACGAGAAGAAGAAGGUGUGCCUGCCCGGCUUCACAGGGCUGGUGAACCUUGGCAACACCUGCUUCAUGAACAGCGUCAUCCAGUCCCUGUCCAACACCCGGGAGCUGCGCGACUACUUCCAUGAUCGGUCCUUUGAGUCGGAAAUCAACUAUAACAACCCCCUGGGGACUGGGGGACGCCUGGCCAUUGGCUUUGCCAUGCUGCUGCGAGCGCUGUGGAAGGGCACACAUCAUGCCUUCCAGCCCUCUAAACUAAAGGCAAUCGUGGCCAGCAAGGCCAGUCAGUUCACUGGCUAUGCCCAGCAUGAUGCUCAGGAGUUCAUGGCCUUCCUACUUGAUGGCCUGCACGAGGACCUCAACCGCAUCCAGAACAAGCCCUAUACAGAAACUGUUGACUCAGAUGGGAGGCCCGACGAGGUGGUAGCUGAGGAGGCCUGGCAACGACACAAGAUGAGGAACGACUCUUUCAUUGUGGACCUUUUCCAGGGCCAGUACAAAUCCAAGCUGGUGUGCCCAGUGUGUUCCAAGGUGUCUAUCACCUUCGACCCCUUCCUGUACCUCCCUGUGCCUCUCCCACAAAAGCAGAAGGUGCUGACUGUCUACUACUUUGCAAAGGAGCCACACAAGAAACCGAUCAAGUUCCUUGUGAGUAUCAGCAAGGAGAACUCCAGUGCCAUGGAGGUACUCGACUCGGUGGCCCACAGUGUGCAUGUGAAACCAGAGAACCUGCGCCUGGCAGAGGUGAUCAAGAAUCGAUUCCACCGCAUGUUCCUGCCAUCCAACUCGUUGGACACAGUCUCCCCCACAGACCUGCUGCUCUGCUUCGAGGUGCUCUCCCCAGAGCUGGCCAAGGAGCGGGUGGUGGAGCUGCAGGUCCAGCAGCGUCCGCAGGUGCCCAGCGGCCCCGUCGCCAAGUGUGCUGCCUGCCAGAAGAAGCAACUGCCUGAGGAUGAGAAGCUCAGGCGCUGCACGAGGUGCUAUCGAGUCGGUUACUGCAACGUGGCAUGUCAGAAAACACACUGGCCAGACCACAAGGCUUUGUGCCGCCCGGAGAACAUCGGUUUCCCCUUCCUCAUCAGUGUGCCGGAGUCCCGCCUGACCUAUGCCCGCCUGGCCCAGCUGCUGGAGGGCUAUGCAAGGUACUCGGUCAGCGUGUUCCAGCCUCCAUUCCAGCUGGGACGGAUGUCACCAGAGCAGGGGCUGCAGCCUCUGCUCCCGGACAAGCUGGAGCCCCUGGCAAAGAGCAGCUGUGCAGCAGCCACCUCUGCCCCUGAGCUGGGGGACGGGGACAGGGCUUCCAGCCUCCUGCAGGAGCCCCCGCUCUCGCCAGCUCUGCCAGAGCUGCACCCGGAGCUGGGGGACACUGGCACUGUCCGGAGCAAGGUCCUGGCAGCCAGGAGUUCUCUGCUGAGCUUGGAUUCGGGCUUCUCCGAGCACAUGGAGUCGCAGGGCGACAGCUGUUGCGAGAAGGAGCCGUCCUAUGAGAGAGCCCUCAAGCCAGAAGCUGCCAUCCCUGGGUACCAACACACUCCAGACUCGCUGAGUGCCCGCGCCACGCAGUUCUACAUCAACAAGAUCGAUGCUGCCAACCGAGAGCACAAGCUGGAAGAUAAAGGUGACAACCCCCUGGAGCUGACAGAUGACUGCUCCCUUGCCCUGGUGUGGAAGAAUAAUGAGCGCCUCAAGGAGUUUGUGUUGGUGGAAUCCAAGGAGCUGGAGUGCGUGGAGGACCCAGGCUCGGCUAGCGAAGCAGCCCGGGCUGGCCACUUCACCCUGGAGCAGUGCCUCAAUCUCUUCACCAAGCCUGAAGUCCUGGCCCCAGAGGAAGCGUGGUACUGCCCCAAGUGCAAGCAGCACCGCGAGGCCUCCAAGCAGCUGAUGCUAUGGCGCCUGCCCAACGUCCUCAUUAUCCAGCUCAAGCGCUUCUCCUUCCGCAGCUUUAUUUGGAGGGACAAGAUCAACGACAUGGUGGACUUCCCCGUCCGGAGCCUGGACCUGAGCAAGUUCUGCAUCGGCCGGAAGGGCGAGCAGCAGCUGCCCAUGUACGACUUAUACGCUGUGAUCAACCACUACGGAGGCAUGAUUGGGGGGCACUACACGGCGUACGCCCGCCUGCCCAACGACAAGAACAGCCAGCGCAGUGACGUGGGCUGGCGGCUCUUUGACGACAGCACAGUCACCACCGUGGAUGAGAGCCAGGUGGUAACCAGAUACGCGUAUGUCCUCUUCUACCGCCGGAGGAACUCUCCUGUGGAGAGACCCCUGCCAGGGCACCCCGCAGACCACCGAGCUGAGCGCACACCCUCUGCCGAAGCUGCUGCUAGCCAGGCUUCUCUGAUCUGGCAGGAACUGGAGGCUGAAGAACAAGAGUUGCAGCUCGAGGCGCCCCAAAGGCCUGCAAGAAACUCCUGGAGGCCCCGUGGCCAGAAGCGGAGUCCGGGCACCCCCCAGCACCCAGAUGAAGGCUGCGUCAGAUACUUCGUCCUGGCCACCACGGCCGCAAUUGUCGCGCUCUUCCUGAAUGUCUUCUACCCGCUCAUUUACCAGACCCGCUGGAGAUAGGCACAGGCACGCAGCCAGCUGCAGGAGCAGAGCUGCCGGGGCAUGCACUGUCCUAGGAUGCUACGCGACGAAGAUGUCAGGUGGCAGGACAGAAACUGCCAGGAAGGACUCGCCAAGGGAAGCGUGGGGAUGUCGGCUCCUGCCUGUCUGCUCUGGCAUCUCCCGUGCCAGCUGGCAGGGCUGCGUGGGCAGCUCGCUGCCUUGCCAAGGUGCAGCCCAGAACCAGGAGUCCCUCAGCCCUCCUUCACCCGUUCUGCCUGCUGGGAGCAGGGCAGACCUCGUGGCUACCUGCUGCUCAGGGAGGGAUGUUGCUGCUGCAGCAGGACCGGGGGCUGGGAGCCCUCUGGGAAUAUCAACCACCUCUGCUUGGCUCCCAGGAAAGAAGCAGAGACCUACUGGAAGGCUGCAGCAAGGGCAGGAUGCCCUGACACGGGUCCUGGUCCGGCCACCUCUCCCAGCUGUGCUGCUGCGAGAACCUUGUGCUCCCCAGGGCUGGUGUGACCUAUGGCUCCUGGGCCAGCCCCGUCCCUCCUGGUGCCGGCUGCCUAUGCACCUGGAGCUGUGCAUGUCACACUCUCAUGCUGGGACCGAAUGGGCUUGUCACCAAGGGCUUGCGUGCUUCUCUGUUCAGCGCUGCUGCAGCUCCUCUUCCCCAGGCAGCUGCUGCGGAGCCUGGCAAACUGGGAUGGGAUGCCCACGGUGAGCACCCCCCUCUGUGGGCUGCUGGCUCCCACCAUCGCCAUGGGGGCUGUCCCCACUCAGCCCUAGCUGGCUGUGUCUGGGGGGCUGGGUCUGUGCUGGGGGAGCGUGGUGCGGUGCCUCGUUUGCGAGGGGACGGGCUGCCCAUGCUGUGGGAGAGGCAUGGGGUCGGGGAGCGCAGGCAGGACCUCGGUGUGUUAAUAAAGCCGGGUUUUCCAAAGAGAAGCGGUAUCCCUGUCCUGUGUGAUGGGACCCCCGCAGAGGGGCAGGGACUCUGCCCCAGAGCCUGCUCCAGCACAGGGCAGGUGCCAGUGACCUUCCUGUACCUGAUGCAGCUGCUUGCAGAGUCUCUCUGGCCCAGCCGGCACAGUGACCCUGCCCUGGGCUUCGCAGGGUGCCUGGUACACCCUGUGCAGCAGCAGGCUCUGGGGACAGCUCUUGCCUGCUGGUGCUGUGGGGCACAGGCUGGGCUCUGGCUCCCCAGCCAUGGGGUGGCAGCCCCGGUGGGACACGUACGGGGCAGGGGGAGCCCGGUGUGGCCGGCAGCGCACGGUCCCAUGGGGCCGGGGCGCAGGCUGCGGCUCCAGCGGUGUCUGACAUUGAGACGUGUCGCCCUUGGCUGAGCGUGGCUCAGCCUGCUCUGGCGUGUUUGGGUGCGAGAGGUGACUUCAGAGCCCUGUGACUUCCUUUUCCGUCUCCGCUGCUGUCCCGCCGGCUGUGUCCUUGGCUGGCGUGGGAAGGAUGCUUGGCAGGGAAGGGGGUCGCCCGGGUGUCUGGCUGGGGUUUGAGCCGGACAGCGGGGAGCCCAGGGCUCCUCCGCCUCGGUCCCGCACCCCUCUUGCACGUGCGCCACACUGUCCCCCCCCUGCCGAGUGGGUCCCAGCCGGGGAGGCUGGUGGGGCCGUGCCGUGGUCAUGAGGUGCCGGUCCUGGAACAGUCGCCUCAUUGUCUGCAGCCCCGGGGCUCGGCGGCUUCCCCCGCUCGCCCACGGCGCUGGCCUCGUGGGGCUGAGUCAGUGCCCGGCGCCGGUGGGGUGACCUCUGCUCCGGCUGGCGCCCCAGGCUUGGGGCCUACAAGCCACUGCCUGCACCUGCCUGCCCUCCCCGGAGGUGGGUGGCCGGCAGCGAGGCCCAGGCUACACCCUCUGGGCUCUGGAAAUCCCCUCUGGUCCUGUGCCGUUCCUUAGACCCCGGCAGGCGCUGGCAGCCUGCCCCGUGGCUCGCUGCUGCCGCCCGGGCUGGCAGGGUGCCCGUGCUGGGGCGCGGGGCUCUGCUCAGACCGGCCCUGGCCGCGGCAGCCCCGGGGCCACGAGUGCCGGGCUGGGGAGAGGCAGCAGCACCGGGGCCGGGCUGAGCGUGCUGCAGCCUGGCUCUCCUUAGGCAGGCAGGCGGGGGCUGCCGCCGGGGGCCCUGGGCACGCUGCCUUACCCCUGCCAGGGCUGGCACCGGCUGCUGUGUCUGCUCCACACUGUGUGGGAUCCCCCACCUGAGGGGUUGCAUCCCCCACAGCCCCCCUGGGAGCAGGGAGGGAGAGGGGUGGGCUGGGCACUGGUGUCCCCCUCAUGCCCCUGGUGUCCCUAUCCUGCCCGCGGUCUCCCUCUCA